CAUGGAGGGCAUCAAGGUGUUUUUGCACGAACGCGAGCUAUGGCUGAAGUUCCACGAAGUGGGCACGGAGAUGAUCAUAACAAAGGCCGGGAGGCGAAUGUUCCCCAGUUACAAAGUGAAGGUCACUGGACUCAAUCCAAAAACCAAGUACAUCCUGUUGAUGGAUAUUGUACCGGCGGAUGACCACAGAUACAAAUUCGCCGAUAAUAAAUGGUCGGUGACAGGCAAGGCAGAGCCGGCCAUGCCCGGCAGGCUGUACGUGCACCCCGAUUCCCCGGCUACCGGUGCCCACUGGAUGAGGCAGCUGGUUUCCUUCCAGAAGCUCAAACUCACCAACAACCACCUGGAUCCCUUCGGACAUAUCAUCCUCAACUCCAUGCACAAGUACCAGCCCCGGCUUCACAUCGUGAAAGCGGACGAGAACAACGGCUUCGGUUCCAAGAACACCGCCUUCUGCACCCACGUUUUCCCGGAGACCGCCUUCAUCGCCGUCACCUCCUACCAAAACCACAAGAUCACCCAGCUGAAGAUUGAGAACAACCCCUUUGCCAAAGGCUUCCGUGGCAGCGACGACAUGGAGCUCCACAGGAUGUCCAGGAUGCAGAGUAAAGAGUACCCAGUUGUUCCCAGGAGCACAGUGAGACAAAAAGUGUCCUCCAACCACAGCCCCUUCAGCGGCGAGACCAGGGUCCUUUCAGCCUCCUCCAACCUGGGCUCCCAGUACCAGUGUGAGAACGGGGUGUCCAGCACCUCCCAGGACCUGCUGCCUCCUGCCAACCCCUACCCCAUCUCCCAGGAGCACGGCCAGAUCUACCACUGCACCAAGAGAAAAGAUGAGGAAUGUUCCACCACCGAGCAUCCCUACAAGAAGCCCUACAUGGAAACCUCUCCAGCAGACGAGGACCCUUUCUACAGGUCCAGUUACCCUCAGCAGCAGGGACUGAACACGUCGUACAGGACUGAGUCGGCGCAGCGCCAGGCCUGCAUGUACGCCAGCUCGGCGCCGCCCACGGAGCCCGUGCCCAGCCUGGAGGACAUCAGCUGUAACACAUGGCCCAGCGUGCCCUCGUACAGCAGUUGCACAGUGUCUGCCAUGCAGCCCAUGGACAGGUUACCCUACCAGCAUUUCUCUGCCCACUUCACCUCGGGGCCGCUCAUGCCUCGCCUGGGCAGCGUGGCCAACCACACGUCGCCCCAGAUCGCAGACACCCACAGCAUGUUCCAGCACCAAAGCUCCCACCAGCCCAUCGUGAGGCAGUGUGGACCUCAAACGGGCAUCCAGUCCCCUCCCAGCAGCCUCCAGCCCGCGGAAUUCCUGUAUUCCCACGGCGUGCCUCGAACCCUGUCGCCCCACCAGUACCACUCUGUGCACGGCGUGGGGAUGGUGCCAGAGUGGAGCGAGAACAGCUAACCAGGGGGGCAGGGAAGUGCCAGAGCCACGGGGAAAUCCGAGAAAACGGGAGAAGGAAAAGGAAAAGAAUCCCCCUGUUGAUAACAAAGCGUUUUGCAAGACUCCUUGAAGUGAAUGUUCACCGCUAGCACUCGAGAGGGAUGGACACUGACUGAAAGCACGGCUGGAAGUCAUCGGCCUCGGUGUGACUUGCCCUGACCCCCCUUUCGUUUUCUUUUGUUUCAAAAGAAAAGCCAACAGCCCAGCACAC
This is a messenger RNA of Cyanistes caeruleus (blue tit), 1661 nucleotides long. The record is from RefSeq and is a predicted model, not a curated record. NCBI's taxonomy places the organism in Eukaryota, Metazoa, Chordata, Aves, Passeriformes, Paridae.